This is a messenger RNA of Entrophospora candida, 206 nucleotides long. The record is from the annotation of a GenBank genome assembly. Lineage: Eukaryota; Fungi; Glomeromycota; Glomeromycetes; Entrophosporales; Entrophosporaceae.
AAGAUUUAAUUGAUAUCAAAUUUCCAUCAAUUACAAAAACGCAAAUAUUCCCUAAAAUUGUUGAUCAAUUUAUGUUUGUAAUAAACAAGAAUGAAUUGCAAAUUAAAGAAAUUAUUAAACUGGAUUUCUAUCUCCCUCCUCCUCAAUACAUAAAUCAUUCAAUAAAAGAAUUUAAAAAAAUACCAGGUUUUGGAAAAGAUGCCAAU